AUGGCGACCCAGCGCCCCACCCCCUCCUCCGACGCCGCCACCAAGCAGCGCAUCAUCAACCACAUGAACACCGACCACUCCACCUCCCUCACCGACUUCCUCCAGCACUACUCGCGCCUGCCCCCCUCCCUCGCCGCCACCGCCGAGCUCGUCGACAUCUCCCUCACGCAGCUCACCAUCUCCUCGCGCUCCUCGCCCACCGCCACAACAACAACCUACAUCCCCAUCCGGCCCUCGCCCAUGGCCUCCUACGCCGACGCGCGCGACAGAAUGGUCUACAUGCACCACGAGGCCCUCGAGGGCCUCGGCAAGAGCCCGCUCGUCGUCGACGUCUACGUGCCCCCGCGCACGCCCGUGCAGUGGCUCACGUUCCUGGGCGUGUGCUUGGGCUACUACGGGUUUAGCUUUAGGAGCAAUUUUGAGCCCGGCGCGGCGAUUCAUGAUUAUCUACUCGCCCCCUUCCCGACGUUCGCGGCGCUCUGCGCGCGCUUCCACUUUGAGUGGCUGUUCCUGAUGCUCCUGAUCCAUGUCGCCGAGGCGGUGCAUAUGGCGCGGGGACGGCUGCGCAGGCACCAGACGCCGAGGUUUGGGGGUGUGUGGUGGAUGUGGGUGGUGGGUACGUUCUUUGAGGGAUUUGGAAGCUUUUUGAGGUUUGAUCAGGCGGUGGAGGGGGUUAGAGAGAAGAGGGCGAAGGCGACGCAUUAG
This is a messenger RNA of Morchella sextelata, 705 nucleotides long. RefSeq lists its product as uncharacterized. Bases 1 to 705 code for a protein of 234 amino acids. The record is from RefSeq and is a predicted model, not a curated record. NCBI's taxonomy places the organism in Eukaryota, Fungi, Ascomycota, Pezizomycetes, Pezizales, Morchellaceae. The transcript is spliced from 2 exons.